Cuscuta epithymum is the source of this 936-nucleotide messenger RNA. The record is from the annotation of a GenBank genome assembly. Lineage: Eukaryota; Viridiplantae; Streptophyta; Magnoliopsida; Solanales; Convolvulaceae.
UGGAAUGAAAAUGGAUUUCGAAGAUAGGGAACGGACCAAUCAGGUAGCUGAAAUAUAUGGAUAGAAAACAGGAAAAGGAGAGUGAAAUACUCCGCCCCCAUUUUCAUUUCAGGGAGAGCUGCUCUCUUUCUACCAUCCACAGUCACGUCGACAGAGGUCCCUAGCCCGGCCUGAUGGUUACCGCAGCUUCCACUUCCAUGGCGGCGACGACCGUCUUCAGCCCAAGACUCACCGCCUACUCCACCCCCAUCAGCGGCUGUUCCUUUCCGUGCCUUCGACGACCGCCAUUCUCCGUCACUGCUUUCCACGCUUCCCUCAAACCAGCUGAACACAGGAGGUCUUCUUGUAUGCAGGUUAAAGCAUCUUCACCCAAGGAUACAUCAAGUGCUAUUGAUCCUGAAGAAUUGUUUGCUGAUCUAAAAGAAAAGUGGGAUGGUCUAGAAAACAAGUCAACUGUUCUUCUUUAUGGAAGUGGAGCAAUUUUUGCAGUUUGGCUCUCUUCAGCAGUUGUGGGUGCCAUCAACUCCGUUCCUCUGCUGCCCAAAAUUAUGGAGUUGGUGGGGCUUGGAUAUUCCGGGUGGUUUGUAUACCGUUACCUUCUCUUCAAGUCCAAUAGGAAAGAACUAGCAGAAGAGAUUGAACAACUGAAGAAGAAGAUAUCAGGAACUGAAUAGAUGAUGGGUGAAUGGACCCCAUAAUCAUUUCAAGUUGACCAUUGUUAAUUUUCUUGGAUUAUGUAAGAGGCUUAUUCUUGUUUAAGGGUAUCCUUGCAGAAAGCUUUGUGUUAAACGUUCAUCUUGCUGUAAGAUUCUGUAGUUGUAUUUAAAUAUACUCCAUAUGUGUUUAAGAAAUCUACUUUAACUGGCACUUCAUCUUUUGUAAACUCCACAAGUCCAUAGUCUAUACCGUGUAGUUUGGAGAUUACCAGGGGGCAGG